Polyodon spathula (Mississippi paddlefish) is the source of this 2349-nucleotide messenger RNA. It is a transcript of the gene oxa1l, whose product is annotated as OXA1L mitochondrial inner membrane protein. Lineage: Eukaryota; Metazoa; Chordata; Actinopteri; Acipenseriformes; Polyodontidae. The record is from RefSeq and is a predicted model, not a curated record. Gene Ontology annotation, cellular component: mitochondrial inner membrane. Gene Ontology annotation, molecular function: membrane insertase activity. Gene Ontology annotation, biological process: protein insertion into mitochondrial inner membrane from matrix; mitochondrial respiratory chain complex IV assembly. The coding region runs from base 24 to 1367 and encodes 447 amino acids. The transcript has 10 exons.
CCGGCUUCCUCUCUUACUGCAAGAUGGCAGCGUUCAGGGUCAAAGUGACGCGGGGAUCUCUAAUGAAGCAUUUUAUUAAUAAUAUCAGCAUUCACGGGAUAAACCCGCACGCAAAGUGUUCUCUGUUACAAAGGUCGUGGAUCCACACGGUAUGGAGUGGCGGGGUCUGCGGUCGGUCACUCGGAGCGGGUCGCUGCCGACAGUCGAACGGUCAGUUUGUGUUGGUCACUGCAGUGGCCGUCAGACACAACAGCACAGAGGUUCCCAUUAACACAGCAGCAGGCACCACCCCUUCCCUCCUCCAACCAAUCACAGAGCAGGCGGCAGGGUCAGCCCCCACAGUGUUGGAUGUGUUGCAGGAGGCGGGGCCAGAGCUCAGCCUAUCAGAGCUGGGGCUGGGGGCGUACACCCCCGUGGGGCUCAUUCAGAAUAUUCUCGAGUGUCUGCACUUGAAUCUGGGGCUGCCCUGGUGGGGGGCCAUUGUGAUGGGCACGGUACUGGCUCGCUGUCUGGUGUUCCCGGUCAUCGUUAAGGGUCAGAGAGAAGCAGCCAAACUGAACAACCACUUACCAGAGAUGACCAAACUGACCAACCGCAUGAACGAGGCCAAACACAGCGGGAACAAGUUUGACUUCUCGAAGGCCUAUUCUGACUUGAUGAUUUUUCAGAAGAAGCAUGAUAUUAACCCUUUCAGAGGAUUUCUAGUCCCUUUGGUGCAGGCCCCCAUCUUCAUCUCGUUCUUCAUCGCCCUUCGGAAGAUGGCGUACCUCCCAGUUCCCAGCAUGCAGAGCGGCGGGCUGUGGUGGUUCACUGACUUGACUCUGUCCGACCCCUUGUAUAUCCUUCCUCUGGCUGUGACCGGGACUAUGUUCGCAAUCAUCGAGUUAGGUGCAGAGUCCGGUGUUGACAACCCAAACCUGCGUGCAAUGAAGACUGUGUUCAGAGUGAUGCCCUUCGUCAUUCUGCCGCUCACCAUCUCCUUCCCCACGGCUAUCUUCACCUACUGGAUGACCUCAAACGUCUUCUCGCUGGCUCAGGUGGGCUUCCUGAAGAUCCCAGCGGUUAGGAAGAGGCUGGGAAUCCCAGACAGGGUGACCCACGACCCUUCUACACUGCCCCAACAAGAUGGCUUCCUGAAGAGCAUGAGAACUGGAUGGAAGAAUGCCCAGCUAACACAUCAGCUGGAGGAAAGAGAGAGACGAAUCAAAAACCACCUAGACAUGGCGGCUAAAGGGCCUUUGAGGCAGACGUUUACCCAGAAUCCUCUGCAGCAGCCUCAGCAAUUGGUCGCCAAGGCGAAAGGGGCGUCGGCUCUCGGCAACGCGUCGAAAGACAAGAAGAGGCCGUGGGAGGAGACUAUCGGCUGAAGCACAGUCCCAAGUGUGUGUAAACAGGGUUUGGGAAACACGAGGCUCAGUUUUGAACCGUGUGCAAACCCCCCCCCCCCCCCCCCCCCCCCCCCCUUUUUAUUUAUCUGCUGUGACAUCACAAGAUCCACUCGACUUCACUCAGCCCUGCAGACAAACUGCUAGUUCCUUUGUUAGUGUAGUGUGUGUUUCUUAUCCCGUUUGUUUGAGUGGAUCUUGUGAGAUCAGAGGUAGAAGAAGCUAAGAAAGUCAAGCAGCAGACUAGCGUCUCUGCUAACGCCUUCAUCAGUGCAAUGUGUGCGACAUGCUGGAAUUGUCUGUCAUCUCGGAGGUAGUUCACCCAGAACUUCACUCAGAAACUGUGCACAGGUAAAAUUAGAAGAAACUAAAAGUCAAGCAGCAGACAUGAAGAAACGGAUCCUUCCAGGGUCCCUGAGGGUCUCCCCUGGUAAAGGCUCGGCCCCAUGGUGUGCAGGGUGACUCAUCCACACAGGUUAGCGUCCUGGCUGUGCGAAGUCCUUUUUGGGAAUUCUAAAGGAGCGUCACAUUGGCUCUGUCGCUUCACCCAACGAGCGCAGAGCGGACGCCUGCAGGGCUGGCCUCUGUCCUCCGGAGUCCUGCAGCUCGCUGACAGCCGCUCAGUUCCUGGGUAUAGAAAAGGAAGCUGGCUCGAAGCUAGAGGACGCCUGCUGGACCUUCAGUGCUCCAGAGCAGCUGUGUGGGGAAUUGCUGCCACGAGGAGAAAAAAUUGGGCAUUCCAAAUCUGGGGGUAAAAUAAAAACCAAACGGACACAUUGGUGUCUGUGUCACCCGCGCCACCCUGAGGAACGCACUGGCUGAAGCGCUCGUCUGCUGCUUGACUUUCUGAGCUGCUUCUAGCACAAAGACCGUAAAGAAAAACGAAGACAUCUUGGUAAUUCUAUAGUCAAUAAAGAAGAGAAUAAUAAUGAAAUAAUAAAAAGGGUUCUGAUUUCUUAAGAAA